Molecule: messenger RNA, 592 nt
Organism: Geodia barretti
Lineage: Eukaryota; Metazoa; Porifera; Demospongiae; Tetractinellida; Geodiidae
Source: the annotation of a GenBank genome assembly
CAGCCGUGACGUACGCAGAGACAACAUCGCUUUAGCUAGUAAGUUCGCUUAGACAGUGGGAGAUGCAAUAUUUGGAGGCUGCCGCGUCGAUAUUUGCCAUCAGCAGUUUUCCUUGGCGAGAGGUUGCUAUACCUGGGCUCCCUGGAUGGCGUGCUGCAACCACCACCACUGUGAGUGCCGAGGAGAGAAGGUUUUCUGGGGCUUUCAGCUACAACUGUGGCACUUCGGUGACCUCGUCGACACGGAGGAACAGAUUUAUUGUAUGGAAAUGCUGUGGCCACUCACUGUGCCUGCUAGAGAUGUCCUUGGAUUUCAGCCUGGCUCAUGCUGCUCUACAACUAGAGAUAAAGGACGGGAGUACCUUGCUACCAAAUGUGACGAUACAGGAACUGGAGGGAAAUUCUGUCGCCAUUCUUUUUGCAACAUCUUCAUGUGUGUUCAGACUUCUCCUACCACAUCCUGAUGCAAUCAGCAAGGUGCAACAGCUUGUGUGGCAGCGACCCACGUACCCUAUCCUCUCACCUCUCUUCUCCACAGCGCCAGAAACGUGAGUGACGGCAGCCUUGGCUACACGGUACAGAGAGACAGCCCU